UUGACAAAUUUAGAUCUGGUCUCAUAAGUUUUAGAGUAUCUGAUUUUGGAUUCAUAGGUCAACAACCCUCUUGAGUAGUAAUGGCCAAGGACAUCAACCUAAGCUCUCUGCUCUUGCUGUUAUGCUUCACCACUCUUACCGAGGCUCUAUGGUUAACCAUCCCCAGCAAGGGAACCAAGUGCAUGUCCGAGGAAAUCCAGACACACGUCGUCGUUUUAGCAGAUUACUAUGUUGUAGCCGAUGAUGUCCAGGGUCACCAACUUCAAACUAUUUCUGCCAAGGUGACAUCCCCUUAUGGAAAUAAUCUUCACCAGAAUGAAAAUGUUACUCACGGUCAGUUUGCAUUUACAACUACCGAAACUGGUAACUACGUGGCAUGCUUUUGGGUGGAUAACAAACAUCAAGAAGGUGGUGGAGAGACCACAAUCAGCCUUGAAUGGAAAACUGGAAUCCAUGCCAAAGAUUGGGACUCCGUAGCAAGAAAAGACAAGAUAGAAGGUGUUGAACUUGAGCUAAGGAAACUUGAAGGGGCUGUGGAAGCCAUCCGGGACAACCUAAUUUAUUUGAAGAAUAGGGAAGCAGAGAUGAGGGAAGUUAGUGAAACAACGAAUGCUAGAGUCGCUUGGUUCAGUAUCUUUUCGCUUGGCAUCUGCAUUUUGGUUUCAGGGUUGCAGCUGUGGUAUCUGAAACGAUUCUUUCGGAAGAAGAAGCUCAUAUAGAUAUUGCUUUCUUAUGAAACCUACCCACACCAAAUUGUUUUCUCAAGUUUUAGAGAUGACUCCAACAUUGUAUAGUUUUUCUUCUUGUGGAUCCUUUCAUGUGUCAUUGGGGUUUGUGGUUUGCCCCUGCAAGGGCUAUGCAGAAAUUGGAGAGUUUGGUUCGUUCCUGGAGGUAAUGGAAUGAUGGUGACUGGUUUUGAUUAUUGAGCAUCUACUAUAUCUAUGAAUUCCUUCGUCAUUAUAUCACUUGGAAAAAGCAUUCACAGUUCAAAAUAUUUGUUGCAAAUUAUUUCCUGUGAAAGGGACUGAUAUGCCCUGUUUUUAAAGAAGGGAUAGACUACAUUAAUUUAGGAAAAUGUUUAACGCUUAUGCUAUUGAUGAGAUGAAACAAUAUAUGUAUAGAGCUGUGGAUUAACCUUAUGUUUGUGCACAAAUGUUUGAUGUAUAAAUUGCACUAAGUUAAAGAUUUUUUUAAUUGUAUGAAAAUAAGUGAACUUUUAUACGAA
Molecule: messenger RNA, 1225 nt
Organism: Glycine soja
Lineage: Eukaryota; Viridiplantae; Streptophyta; Magnoliopsida; Fabales; Fabaceae
Product: transmembrane emp24 domain-containing protein p24delta5-like
Exons: 4
Coding region: 81-719 (212 amino acids)
Biological process (GO): Golgi organization; endoplasmic reticulum to Golgi vesicle-mediated transport; intracellular protein transport
Cellular component (GO): COPII-coated ER to Golgi transport vesicle; endoplasmic reticulum; Golgi apparatus
Source: RefSeq, a predicted model, not a curated record